AUGACGUUGCAUCUGAAGGUAAUCGUUCAAGGAUUUAGAGUCCCCGCCGCCGUAGUUCUUGCAUUUUUGGUUGGUUUUUUUGACCGUUUACACCCUGUGGCAAUCCUUGCUCCACGCACCACCCCAUGCACAACGGAAACUCGAUUCCUCAACUCCCCAUUUACCUUUGAGGAUUUUCAUCACACAUUGAUGCUCGGAAAGAAAUGCUGUCUCAUUUUGUCCUUACUUACCAUACAUCUUUGAACAAGUACAUAUCUUAAAGC
Molecule: messenger RNA, 263 nt
Organism: Laccaria bicolor S238N-H82
Lineage: Eukaryota; Fungi; Basidiomycota; Agaricomycetes; Agaricales; Hydnangiaceae
Exons: 1
Coding region: 1-243 (80 amino acids)
Source: RefSeq, a predicted model, not a curated record